Messenger RNA from Plasmodium relictum, 1177 nucleotides. RefSeq lists its product as hypothetical. The record is from RefSeq and is a predicted model, not a curated record. The transcript has a single exon. Lineage: Eukaryota; Apicomplexa; Aconoidasida; Haemosporida; Plasmodiidae. The annotation marks the transcript as partial.
AUGGACCCUGAGAACACAGCAUCUGUCACCACUUCUGUAAGUACAAACAAAGAUAAUAAUGGCCAGCCUUCUACUAAAGUACUAAGUGACUCUGAAAAUCAAGAACAUUCUGACCCUGAAAAUCCAAAAGGUUCUGAUUCUGAAAACCCAAAAAGUUCCGAUUCUGAAAAUCCAAAAGGUUCUGAUUCUGAAAAUCCAAAAGGUUCUGAUUCUGAAAAUAAAAAUAAAGAAUCUAAAAAUACUCAUAGAAGCUCACAAUCAAAAUCUCAAUCUGAACAAAUAAAACAAACUAUAAGCAAACAUCAAUCAUCUUCACCACAAAAAGUAUUACAAACAAAAAAAAAAAAAAUAACACAAAAAACACAAGGCACUUCUUCAACAGAUCAAAUGGAAAAAAUUAUGGAAAAAUAUUCAAUAAAAGUAACUGAUAUGAAAGACGAGUCUAGACAAACAAGACUUCCAAGACGAAUAGAUGCACAAAAUACAAAACAAAGUAGAAAAACACGUGAAACAAAUACAAAAAAACCUCAAGCAUUACAAUAUUCUAAUAAAACAAAUCUAAAACAACAGUCUUUAAAAUCGACUCUAUUAUCGCAGCAAUCAUCAAAACAAAAUAAGCAAAUACCACAACAAACACAAAAUCAAGAAACACAAACUCUACAAACACAAUCUCAACAAACACAAUCUCAACAAACACAAACUCAACAAACACAUACAAAACAAACACAAACUAUACAAACAGAAAAUAAACAAAAAAAUCAACUAGAACCUAAAAUAAUACAACAACAAAUGCAAACUCAACAAACAUCUCAACAAGCACCUCAACAAAUACCACAACAAAUGCAAACUCAACAAACACAACAACAAAUGCAAACUCAACAAACACCUCAACAAAUACAACAACAAAUGCAACAACAAAUGCAAACUCAACAAACACCUCAACAAAUACCACAACAAAUACAAACUCAACAAACACCUCAACAAAUACCACAGCAAAUGCAAACUCAGCAAACACCUCAACAAAUACCACAACAAAUGCAAACUCAACAAACACCACAACAAAUGCAAACUCAACAAACUCCUCAACAAAUACAACAACAAAUGCAAACUCAACAAACAUCUCAACAAAUACAACAACAAAUACAACAACAAAUGCAAACUCAACAAACACCUCAAC